AUGGAGUUUGUAUUGAGUGCUUCUGUAUGUGGGUGACAAUAAUCAUGAACUUUAAACCUCUUUUUCUCUUCCCUUCUCGCUCUCUUCCGCUCUCUCUCAGGCACGUCAGAGAGAGAAGAUGAAUGAAGAACAUAACAAGCGUUUGUCUGACACGGUGGACCGUCUGCUCACUGAAUCUAACGAGAGACUGCAGCUCCACCUUAAAGAACGCAUGGCAGCACUGGAGGACAAGGCAUGGCCCGCCACACACACACACAGACACACACACACACAGACACACACACACAGACACACACACAUGACAUACUCACAAGGACUAUAGUGAUUCCCAAAUGAUAGCUGAACAGUGAUGUCAUAUCCUUUUCCUGUUGGUUCCAGAACUCCCUGAUCCAGGAUCUGGAGAACUCCCAGAAACAACUGGAGGAGUUCCACCACACCAGGGUGAGUCAGGGCCUGGACACACAACACAUGAACAAUCCAACAGGCAUUCCCUCUAUCCCUCCAAAGUCAUAUUCAUUUCUACUUUUCUCGCACAAGAAAAAUUGAGGACAAAUUAUGGAUAACCACAAACCACUGAGGUUGGAAGAGAGUUGAACUGUUACAAAUAUUGUGAUUGGACAUUGAUGUUGUUCUAUUAACAAUCCCACAAUUCCUUUCUUCCUCAGGAGCGUCUGAUUGGUGAGAUUGAGAAGCUGCGGAACGAGAUCGACCACCUGAAACGCCGGAGUGGAGUGUUUGGAGAUGGAUCACACCCACGGUACACACAGACAGACAGACACACAGACAGACAACAUACACUAUACACACACACACUAAUCCCACACUUGUCCCAUACUAGCACCCUGUACUGACCAGGUCUUCUGUUGUGUGUGUGUGUGUGUGUGUGUGUGUGUGUGUGUGGUGUUGUGUGUUGUGUGUGUGUGUGUGUGUGUGUGUGUGUGUGUGUUGUGGUGUGUUGUGUGUGUGUGUGUGUGUGUGUAUAGGUCUCACAUGGGCAGUGCCAGCGACCUGUGUUUCUCAGUGGUAGAGGGGCAGGAUGGACACUACAGCUCUGCUGUCAUCAGACGGGCACAGAAGGGGCGCCUGGCAGCGCUACGGGACGAACCCAACAAGGUAACCACAUACACUCACUCACAUACACUCACACACACACACACACCGCACCCACACACCUGUGCCAAACUUGGUACCCUCCCCUGUGCCUGUGUGUCCAAUUUCUGUGCCCAUCAAGCUCUGUCAUGAAACCCCACAUAUCAUUUCUUCCUCUCCACAUAUCCCCCCUCCCUGUCCUCACCUUUUUGUAUUGUCCCCCCUCCUCCUGCCUCCCUCUCUUCCCCUCCCUCUCUUCCCCUCCUCUUCUUCCCCAUCCCCUCUUCCCCCUCUCUCUCUUCCCCUUCUCCCUCAUGCUGAUGAUCUGAUGGCCCUGAUGAGGGAAGUUACACAGUACUAUGGUGAUAGUUGUUAAGCUUACACACCACUGCAUUUGUCCCUCAUUGCAUACAGCUCUCACCUAACCAAUGCUUCUCUCUCUGACCCCUGCCACCUUGGACAUACUUCUGUGUGAUGUAAGUGGUGUUUCUUUAUCAAAACGAGUGUUUGGAAAGUGUUUACAUAUGAGGUGUGAGUGUGGAUUUGUUAGGGUAUCUGACUUUGUUUUUACUUGAUGGUUGUACUGUGUGAAUGUUUGUAACGGUUUUGUUUUGUGUUGUCUCUAUUGUUACACGUGUUGUUCGGUAUUGGUAACAGUGUGUGUGUGUGUGUGUGUGUGUGUAUCUACUGUACAUGUGUGUGCGAUGUGUAACAGUGUGUGUGGUGUGUCUACCCUACAGGUGUGUGAGCAGGACUACUCGUCUCUUCGCGGCAGCGUCAGUCACCUCCUGGGCAGUGACAUGGAAGCGGAGUCAGACCUAGAUGAUGAUGUUAGCUCCGCCCUCCUGUCACCUAACGGCCAAUCAGAUGCACAGACUCUGGCUCUGAUGCUGCAGGAGCAGCUGGAUGCCAUCAAUGAGGAGAUCAGGUAAGAGAACACACAAACACAUAGUUAUUAUGUAGUUAUUAUGUGUGUAUGAUGUAGAUAUUAUGUGUGUGUAUUAUGUAGUUAUGUGUGUAUUAUGUAGUUAUUAUGUGUGUAUGAUGAAAUUAUUAUGUGUGUAUGAUGUAGUUAUAAUGUGUGUAUUAUGUAGUUAUUAUGUGUGUAUUAUGUAGUUAUUAUGUGUGUAUUAUGUAGUUAUUUGUGUGUAUGUAGUUAUGUGUGUAUAAUGUAGUUAUAAUGUGUGUAUUAUGUAGUUAUUAUGUGUGUACUGUGUAGUUAUGUGUGUAUUAUGUAGUUAUGUGUGUAUUAUGUAGUUAUGUGUGUAUUAUAUAGUUAUGUGUGUAUUAUGUAGUUGUAAUGUGUAGUUAUUAUGUGUGUAUUAUGUGUGUAUUAUGUAGUUAUUAUGUGUGUAUUAUGUAGUUAUUAUGUGUGUAUUAUGUAGUUAUUAUGUGUGUAUUAUGUGUGUAUUAUGUAGUUAUUAUGUAGUUAUUAUGUGUGUAUUAUGUAGUUAUUAUGUGUGUAUUAUGUGUGUAUUAUGUAAUUAUUAUUUGUGUAUUAUGUAGUCACAGAUAGAACAAUGAGCCAGAUGUUUCACCAGAUGUAAACAUGUGAAGCAUGUGGUUGGCAUUUCCACUCACCACCAAAUAUGUGUGUACUGUGUAGUUAAUGUGUGUAUUAUGUAGUUAUUAUGUGUGUAUUAUGUAGUUAUGUGUGUAUUAUGUAGUUAUGUGUGUAUUGUGUAGUUAAUAUGUGUAUAUUGUGUAGUUAUUAUGUGUGUAUUGUGUAGUUAUUGUGUAGUUAUUAUGUGUGUAUUAUGUAGUUAUUAUGUGUGUAUUAUGUAGUUAUUAUGUGUGUAUUAUGUAGUUAUUAUGUGUGUAUUAUGUAGUCACAGAUAGAUAUAAACAUGUGAAGCAUGCGGUUGGCAUUCCCACUCACUAACAAAUAUGGUGAUGAGAGGAAGCCCAGUGGCCGGCAGUGGGAGAAGUGGAGCGAGAUGGAUUUUGGCUGACAUUCAGCACAUUUUCUCAUCGAUGAAACAUUUGAGCGCAAUACAGUUUUCUUUUCCCAAAACUAAAAUCAGUUACGAAAAUGAGUGGACUAAGUUUUGUACCCUUUGCCAAAGUUUCAAAAAAUUGCGUCGUUUAGAAGGAGUGAAAGGGCAAAUUGAGUUAUUGCACACACGCACUUCACAGAGUAGGCGUUCCCUAACGGAAAUAUGCAAAUACAUGCUACAACGCGCCAAUAGGAUCUCGCUAGCUCGUGCUUGGCUCUGUCCACCUCCUUGCUUGUUCUGCCCACUAUAAUUAAUUUGCUCUCAUUGGAAACGACAGGCUGUGGUCUAUCUUGGGUUUGUUAUAAAAAUCUUUGAUGUAGUUAUCAUGUCUCAUCCCACUGUACUCUCUCUGUGGUGUAGGAUGAUCCAGGUGGAGAGAGAGUCUGCUGACCUCAGGGCAGAUGAGAUAGAGUCUCGUGUGAACAGUGGGAGCAUGGACGGACUAAACGUUACACUCCGCCCCCGAACCAUGCCCACUUCAGCUACCGCCCAAUCACUGGCCUCCUCCUCGUCCCCGCCCACCAGUGGACGCUCCACUCCCAAACACCAUGCACACAACGCAAGCCACCAGCUAGGCAUCAUGACCCUGGUGAGACACAAAAACACACACACACACACACACUGAACCAUCAGAGAGGACUAACCUGAAUGCACAUUUGGAUUGAUGUACUCACAAUGUUUACAAUGUAAAAGAAAAAGUCACUCCACUGCUGCUUAUGCAUUCUCUCUUCAGUAACUCCAGUAACUGGUUUUGAUUAUAUGUCUAACACCUGGUUGUGUCUAACAAUGUGUGUGUGUGUCUGUGUGUCUGUGUGUGUGUCUGUGUGCCUGUGUGCCUGUGUGUCUGUGUGUCUGUGUGUCUGUGUGCCUGUGUGCCUGUGUGCCUGUGUGCCUGUGUGUCUGUGUGUCUGUGUGCCUGUGUGUCUGUGUGACUGUGUGCCUGUGUGCCUGUGUGUCUGUGUGUCUGUGUGCCUGUGUGCCUGUGUGUCUGUGUGCCUGUGUGUCUGUGUGCCUGCCUCCCGUCUCUAACAGCCAAGCGACUUAAGGAAACACCGCAGGAAAAUAGCAGUAAGUCUGUUUCCUCUUCAUCUUAACCUGACAAAACUAAGAGAGACAGUAUAGUUCCCAGCUUUGCUCCCUUAGAAUACAACAGAUAUUUGAAUAGAUUUGGGACGUACUGAAAGGUUGCGAUAGGAAGUACAUGACUAUUCCCACUGGACAAGGUGAAGUAUCACAGCCUCUGUGAGAAAGGGUUUGCUCCUAUUGGAAGCCUACUGACCCAGGUAAAGUGGCUUCACUCUUUUUCACCUACCCUCCUCUCUCUCUCUCUCUCAUUACCUCUCUCUCUCUCCCCCUCCUUCUCUCUCUCUCUCUCCUCCAGUCUCCAGUGGAGGCCCGUGAGGACAAGGCUACUAUCAAGUGUGAGACGUCUCCCCCCUCCUCCCCCCGCAGUCUGAGACUGGAGACCAACUUCGCCCAACUCACUGGCAGUCUGGAGGACGGACGAGGGUAAACACACACCCCCACACUUAUUCAUUCAAACACUCACUCUCACAUACUCCCUGACUCUCUCUCUCUCUCUCUCUCUCUCUCUCUCUCUCUCUCUCUCUCUCUCUCUCUCUCUCUCUCUCUCUCUCUCUCUCUCUCUCUCACCCCCUCGGUCUCUCUUCCACCCCCCCCCCCUCUCUCUCUCUCUCUCUCUCUCUCUAUCUGUCCCUCGCUACAGGGGUAAAGCAAAGAAGGGCAUCAAGUCGUCUAUAGGUCGUCUGUUUGGGAAGAGCAAGGAGAAGGGCAGGAUGGAGGGAGGAGGGACUCUGGGGAGGGAGGGACAGCCUCUGCCAGCCCUGAUGCCGGGAGGUAACACACCCAUACCUUUACCUACAUCACCAUUACUUGUCUUGCUUAGGCUACUACUAUAUGUUAAGGGAUGUGUGGGUGAUGCUGUGUCUGUUGUGUGUCUGUUGUGUGUCUGUUGUGUGUCUCAGUAGACUUUGAGAUGAGCAUCGGAGACACCAUGACUCUGGGCAAGCUGGGCACACAGGCAGAGAGAGACCGCAGGAUGAAGAAGAAGUAAGAUCUCUGUCUAUCUCUCUCUCUCACACACACACACAUACAGUCGUGGUCAAAGGUUUUGAGAAUGACACAAGUAUUGGUCUUCACAAAGUUUGCUGCUUCAGUGUUUUUAGAUAUUUUUGUCAGAUGUUACUAUGGUAUACUGAAGUAUAAUUACAAGCAUUCCAUAAGUGUCAAAGGCUUUUAUUGACAAUUACAUUACGUUUAUGCAAAGAGUCAAUAUUUGAAGUGUUGACCCUUCUUUUUCAAGACCUCUGCAAUCCGCCCUGGCAUGCUGUAAAUUAACUUCUGGGCCACAUCCUGACUGAUGGCAGCCCAUUCUUGCAUAAUCAAUGCUUGGAGUUUGUCAGAAUUUGUGGUUUUUUGUUUGUCCACCCGCCUCUUGAGGAUUGACCACAAGUUCUCAAUGGGAUUAAGGUCUGGGGAGUUUCCUGGCCAUGGACACAAAAUGUCGAUGUUUUGUUCCCCGAGCCACUUAGUUAUCACUUUUGCCUUAUGGCAAGGUGCUCCAUCAUGCUGGAAAAGGCAUUGGUCGUCACCAAACUGUUCUUGGAUGGUUGGGAGAAGUUGCUCUCCGAGGAUAUGUUGGUACCAUUCUUUAUUCAUGGCUGUGUUCUUAGGCAAAAUUGUGAGUGAUCCCACUCCCUUGGCUGAGAAGCAACCCCACACAUGAAUGGUCUCAGGAUGCAUUACUGUUGGCAUGACACAGGACUGAUGGUAGCGAUCACCUUGUCUUCUCCAGACAAGCUUUGUUCCGGAUGCCCCAAACAAUCGGAAAGGGGAUUCAUCAGAGAAAAUGACUUUACCCCAGUCCUCAGCAGUCCAAUCCCUGUACCUUUUGCAGAAUAUCAGUCUGUCCCUGAUGUUUUUCCUGGAGAGAGGUGGCUUCCUCGCUGCCCUUCUUGACACCAGGCCAUCCUCCAAAAGUAGGUGCAAAGCAUGAUGACGGCACGUGUUUCCUUGCAGGUAACCAUGGUUAAUAGAGGAAGAACAAUGAUUUCAAGCACCACCCUCCUUUUAAAGCUUCCAGUCUGUUAUUCUAACUCAAUCAGCAUGACAGAGUGAUCUCCAGCCUUGUCCUCGUCAACACUCUCACCUGUGUCAACAAGAGAAUCACUGACAUGAUGUCAGCUGGUCCUUUUGUGGCAGGGCUGAAAUGCAGUGGAAAUGUUUUUGGGGGAUUAAGUUCAUUGUUAUGAUCACUCUUCAUAACAUUCUGGAGUAUAUGCAAAUUCCCAUCAUAAACACUGAGGCAGCAGACUUUGCGAAAAUUAAUAUUUGUGUCAUUCUCAAAACUUUUGACCACGACUGUACAUACAUACAUACACAUACAAGGUUAACUGGUUGUGUCUCUCUGACAGUUGGAUUGUGAAUAACAUUUUAGAAGCUGUGAAGACCUCUCUUUCUUUCGCUCUCUCUAUUUAACUAUCUCUCUCUCUCUUGCUCUCUCUCUCUCACCUGUCUCUAUGUCAGACAUGAGCUACUAGAGGAGGCCAGGAGGAGAGGACUGCCCUUCGCCCAGUGGGAUGGACCCACUGUGGUCUCCUGGCUAGAGGUAUAACCCCUGACCUCUGACCCCUAACCUCCACCAAAACCUUACCCUAUACCUUACCCUAUACCUUACCCUAGCACUAACUUUAACCUGCAGUAUCAUCACCUGGAGUGUUAUACAGUGUGAGAUGAUGAUGAUGAUGAUGAUGAUGAUGAUGAUGAUGAUGAUGUUCUCUCACACCUCUCCAGCUGUGGGUGGGUAUGCCCGCCUGGUACGUGGCAGCGUGUCGAGCCAAUGUGAAGAGCGGUGCCAUCAUGUCGGCCCUGUCGGACACAGAGAUCCAGAGGGAGAUUGGCAUCAGUAACCCCCUGCACCGCCUCAAAUUACGCCUGGCCAUACAGGAGAUGGUCUCCCUAACCAGCCCCUCUGCCCCGCUCACUUCUAGAACGGUACUCACACACACAUACACUACCAGUCAAAAGUUUGGACACACCUACUCAUUCAAGGGUUUUUCUCUUUUUUACAUUGUAGAAUAAUAGUGAAUACAUCAAAACAUGUAGUAACAAAAGUUGAACAAAUCAAAAUAUAUUUUAUAUUUGAGAUUCUUCAAAUAGCCACCCUUUGCCUUGAUGACAGCUUUGCACACUCUUGGCAUUCUCUCAACCAGCUUGGAAUUUAUUUCCUUAAUGCUUUGAGCCAAUCAGUUGUGUUGUGACAAGGUAGGGGGGGUAUACAGAAGAUAGCCCCAUUUGGUAAAAGACCAAGUCCAUAUUAUGGCAAGAACAGCUCAAAUAAGCAAAGAGAAACGACAGUCCAUCAUUACUUUUAAGACAUGAAGGUCAGUCAAUACGGAACAUUUCAAGAACUUUGAAAGUUUCUUCAAGUGCAGUCACAAAAACCAUCAAGCGCUAUGAUGAAACUGGCUCUCAUGAGGACCGCCACAGGAAUGGAAGACCCAGAGUUACCUCUGCUGCAGAGGAUAAGUUCAUUACAGUUACCAGCCUCAGAAAUUGCAGCCCAAAUAAAUGCUUCACAGAGUUCAAGUCACAGACACAUCUCAACAUCAACUGUUCAGAGGGGACUGUGUGAAUCAGGCCUUCACGGUCGAAUUGCUGCAAAGAAACCACUACUAAAGGACACCAAUAAGAAGAAGAGACUUGCUUGGGCCAAGAAACACGAGCAAUGGACAUUAGACCGGUGGAAAUUUUUCCUUUGGUCUGGAGUCCAAACUGGAGAUUUUUGGUUCCAACCGCCGUGGCUUGGUGAGACGCGGAGUGGGUGAACGGAUGAUCUCCGCAUGUGUAUUUCCCACCAUAAAGCAUGGAGGAGGAGGUGUUAUGGUGUGGGGGUGCUUUGCUGGUGACACUGUCUGUGAUUUAUUUAGAAUUCAAGGCAUACUUAACCAGCAUGGCUACCACAGCAUUCUGCAGUGAUACGCCAUCCCAUCUGGUUUGGGCUUAGUGGGACUAUCAUUUGUUUUUCAACAGGACAAUGACCCAACACACCUCCAGGCUGUGUAAGGGCUAUUUUACCAAGAAGGAGAGUGAUGGAGUGCUGCAUCAGAUGACUUGGCCUCCACAAUCCCCCGACCUCAACCCAAUUGAGAUGGUUUGGGAUGUGUCGGACCGCAGAGUGAAGGAAAAGCAGCCAACAAGUGCUCAGCAUAUGUGGGAACUCCUUCAAGACUGUUGGAAAAGCAUUCGAGGUGAAGCUGGUUGAGAGAAUGCCAAGAAUGUGCAAAGCUGCAAUGAAAGCAAAGGGUGGCUAUUUGAAGAAUCUCAAAUAUAAAAUAUGUUCAUAUUUUUUAAAUACUUUGUUGUUUACUACGUGAUUCCAAAUGUGUCAUUUAAUAGUUUUGAUGUCUACAAUGUAGAAAAUAGUAAAAAUAAAGAAAACCCUUGAAUGAGUAGGUGUGUCCAAACUUUUGACUUGUACUGUACAUACAUACACACACACACUGCCCCUCACCUGUCACUUCUCACCUAUGACCUUGUAAUGGUACUGCUUUUGGAGUUCACAGUACUCUUCACUCUGUCCACUGGGCUGCAUGGGGUGGAAUGGGAACCCUACUCUCUCAACAAUGUGCCAGAUACUGCCUGCCUGAUACACUCCCUCUCACUGAAGACACUGUAUUUGUGUGUGUGUGUGUGUGUGUAUGCGUGCAUGUGUGUGCGUGCGUGCGUGUGUGUGCUCUCCCUCUGUGCAGUCCUCCGGAAAUGUGUGGUUGACUCAUGAAGAGAUGGAGAACCUGGCUUCCUCCACUAAAGCGGUCAGUGCCAUCUGGGUGGCCCCCUCCCCACCACACACUCAAAUACACACACACACUUCACACACACACUCUGCCCCGCUGAGCUACACAUAUGCCUGCUUCCGCAACCCCUCACCCCCAGCCUCCAAUAACUACAAAGUAUACUGCCUGCCUGCCUGUUUGUGCUUGGGUAAGCAUGUCUCUGGUGUGUCUGUAACAUAUUAGGCUCUGUUGUUUAGGUUGGUUAUUGAGUAUCCAUUUAUGCUGGUGUUGUGGUGUUGUGUUGUGUGGUGUUGUGUUGUGUGGUGUGGUGUUGUGUGGUGUUGUACUGUGUCAAACUGUGUCUUAUUGUGUUGAAUUGUGUCUCAGUAUUUGUUAGCAAAUUCUCUCAGUAACACAGUCUGGUACAGUUGAUCCAUCAAUGCUUACCUCUAUCCCUGGUCAGUUACAUUGGUGCGUGUUACAUUGAUCACUCAGUGUGUGUGUGAUUAGCAUUAACUGACUGUGUGUGUGUGUCUAACACUAUCUAUCAUGUCUCUGCCACGCUGUCAAUCACUCAGGAGAAUGAGGAGGGCAGCUGGGCUCAGGUGAGAUAACUCCUCCCACUAACACCUGCUGUUGUCAUAACGACCUAUACCUGUGCCAGGAUGCCAGGCGUUGUCACCAAGUCACAGGGAACACAGUCUCAGGCCACACACACACACACACACACACACACACACACACACACACACCUACACAUCUGGUUAGUCCACACACACAGACAAACCUCUCAAUUGUAUCUAAUCUGUGUCCCUCCUGACACACAGACUCUGGCGUACGGGGACAUGAACCAUGAGUGGAUAGGUAAUGAGUGGCUACCCAGCCUGGGUCUGCCUCAGUACCGCUCCUACUUCAUGGAGUGUCUGGUGGACGCUCGCAUGCUGGACCACCUCACCAAGAAAGACCUCCGCACACACCUCAAGAUGGUCGACAGCUUCCACAGGUCAGUCACCAUGGUAACCAGCCAGCCACCAUGGCAACAGCAGCCGUUGUUAGGAGUUACCAUGCCACAGCUUCAAUCUCAAUGUAGGAAAAUACACAUACAAGUGGUGAAAUGUGUCAUAUGUAUGUAUUCAAUUUGUGCAGUCAAUUGACAGUAAAUGUUGAAUUCAUUCUGACACUGAUGUGUGUGUGUGUGUGUGUGUGUGUACCAGGGCCAGUCUGCAGUAUGGGAUUAUGUGCUUGAAGAGACUCAAUUACGACAGAAAAGAUCUGGAACGUCGUAGAGAGGAGAGCAUGCACGACAUGAAAGGUAAACACACACACAGGACAUCAUUGCAGCUCACCAGUGAGAUCUCAAUUGUCUGUAGACAGAGCUCCAUAAGGUGGUGUAAGGCUGAACUGACUCAAGGUGGCUGAAUCUCUAUGUAUGGACCAGGCUGGUCACUAGAAAUAGCCUUUGAUUUCGCACUGGCGCGAACUCAUGAUGCUCGGAGGUGAAGCGCGCUGCUCUGACCACUGCGCCACGGCAGUUCACAAUGCUCUACCAAGCCAGGAGAUGACUUGAUGCGGGUUGUUUUAAAUUAUUUUGUUUUAAGCCUUCCCCAAACCAUAGCCCUAACUUUAAUCCCUUGGAAUUACAGUAAUACCUUAACUUAAUCCUUAACAGUUGUUUCUGUUUUAACCCUGUAACCACGCGUAAUUAAUGCGUCAGAAAUAGACAUUCAGCCAUAAUACGGCAAAUUUCUAAGUGAAGGUUGGUAUGGACAGCUGAGCCUUUUACUGCUACUGUAGCUCCACACACACACACACACACACACACACACACACACACACACACACACACACACACACACACACACACACACACACACACACACAGAGAGCCAGAUAAAACUUUGCCACCUUACGACCUUCAGCACUGCAUAUGAACUUGACUCAGCUGUCCUGUCACAUCAGAAGCCCCCCUCCCCCCUCCACACACACACACACACACACACACACAUACAGCUGUGUGGCAGCUGUGCUUAUUCAGAACAAAGGGGGUUUGCCUCCGAGUGUACACUAUUGAAGUGUGAAUGCAUUUGAUAUUACAGUAAAUAUAUCUAUCUGUAUAUGCACUGGUCUAUAUGUUGUGAUAGUAAUAUACCUCUCUCUGUCUGUCUUUCACCCUCUCUCUCUGUAGAUGCAUUAGUGUGGACCAAUGAGCAGGUGGUCCACUGGGUCCAGAGCAUAGGUCUGAAGGACUACAGUAACAACCUGAUGGAGAGUGGAGUCCACGGGGCUCUCAUCGCUGUGGACGAGACCUUCGACUACAGCAGCCUGGCUCUCAUACUGCAGAUCCCCAUGCAGAACACACAGGUACACACACACACACAACCUUGGUCGAGAGACUAGUGUUACCUAGGAGUGACGUCACCUGUUGGAAAACAAUUAUAGAUUUUAGAACCUUGUCUAUUCUCUCUGUAUCUAUAUGCUGUAUAUUUACAUUCACAUUUUAGUCAUUUAGUAGAUGCUCUUAUCCAGAGCGACUUACAGUUAGUGAGUGCAUACAUGUUCAUACUGGCCCCCCGUGGGAAACAAACCCACAGCCAUGCUCUACCAACUGAGCUACAGGGGACUGUGUGUGUGUGUGUGUGUGUGUGUGUGUGUGUGUGUGUGUGUGUGUGUGUGUGUGUGUGUGUGUGUGUGUGUGUGUGUGUGUGUGUGUGUGUGUGUGUGUGUGUGUGUGUGUGUGUGUGUGUGUGUGUGUGUGUGUGUGUGUGUGGUGUGUGUGCGUCCGUGGUGGUCGUGCGUGUGUGCGCUCCAGGCUCGGCAGGUUCUAGAGAGAGAGUUCAACAACGUCCUGGCCCUGGGCACCGAUCGCAGACUGGAAGAGGUGAGUCACCAGGAAAUACUGGACCCACAACUGUUUUUAGUUUUACCAUCUUCAUGGGAAAUAUGGAUCUGUUUCUGUAUUACCAUUUUGCUUGCGUACAAUAGUUUUUACAUUACUGUUUACGCUCUCUCUCUCUUUCUCUAUCUCUCUUUCUCUCUGUAGAGUGGGGAUGAUAAGACGUUCCGCCGCUCUCCAUCGUGGCGGAAGCGUUUCAGGGCGCGGGAGGGAGGGGGAGGGAUGGGCAUGAUGGCGGGCUCCAUGGAAACACUGCCCGCUGGGUUCCGUAUGCCCUCCAUGUCCAUGCCCCCGUCUAUGGCCCUGGUGCCCAAGAAACACCUGCAACCAGAAGGUGUGUGUGUGUGUGUGCGUGUGUGCGUGUGUUUGGAAGUGGGUACUGUAUUCAUAGUUGAAUGAAUUGCAGUCGUGUGGAUGUGAUGCGAGUGUGUUUGGCGAUUCGCUGACAAUUCAAGCACUAACAAUAACAGCCACUAAAUUAUUUCAUCUUAACGCUUGGUGUGUGUGAGGGUAUUCAUGCGUGUGUGUGCUGUUUUCUCUGCUUUGCCUGACUCACUGCACGCUGUCUCCUCUCUCUCCCGGUCUGCCACGCCCAUUUCUGCCACGCCCUGUCUAGCUCCUCCCCCGGCUCCCCAGAGACUCGACCCCUCUGCUGUACGGACGUACUCAUGCUAACUCCACUCCAUUUACUAACAGGAGAUAACGCUAACAGGUAAGACAACCUAGCAAUGCUAACAAAUGGCUAUGGCCAAGAGCCUUUUUCUGACAAGCAAUGCUAAUAAAAGGAUUAGGGAAUCCUCAUGCUAAUUCAACCCCAGUUACUAACAGAAGGGCUAACGCUAAGAGGUAAUGUUACAUUUAGGUAAGGUUCUAACCCAGUUCUAACCUAUUCUAACUUGAUAAGGGUGCUGCUUUAAACUACUGUAAAUGACUAAAUCCUACACCCUCUGCCUUUUUAUCUCUCUCUCCUUCCCUCUUUCUUUCUAUCUCUUUCAGUGCAUUCCCAUUACCUUUAUGGACACAUGCUUGCGGACCUUCGAGAGUAACAUGCCAAAUUUGGGAGAGAUCUGGACUUUAAGGGACCUGUAUCCAGCGUCACCUCUCACCUUCUCUCUGGGACAUGUGCAAUACAGAGGUGACCUCUGACCUUUUGACCUUUGAACUCUGAGCGUGCUCAUUGGCCGCGCUCGCUGCUGUAAAGGAGCCUCUGCCCAGUCUCUAUUCCCAGUAAACCCAGUACCCCCAGUAGCCUUGUUGUUGUGGUGUCGCGCUCCCGCUCCCUGGUCUAGUCCUAAUUCCUAAUCUGUGGGUUCUAGUCCUAAUUCCUAAUCUGUGGGUUCUAGUCUAACUCUACACUAACUCCUGGCUGUUUCAAUGACAAAUCCCACCUACAUGUUGCCCGCUCUCGGUUAUGCAAGGUAUUAAUCAUUUAUUGUCUCUCUCUGUAAAUAAAAUGGAUGACAUGUUUUUUUAAAUAAAUAUAUAUAAAUAUAUAUAUUGGAAUUAUAUAGGGAGAAUAUUAUAAUAUCAUUGCUGUAUGAAACCCAAUGCCCUGUAUUCAGUGGUGACUGUUCUCUGUGUGUGUUGGACCUCUGUGUGUCUUAUAUGCUGUCAGUGUCUGAAACGCCAGUUACAUGAGGGAUUCACUAAGCAGGGAGGGGUGUGUUACUCUAUGUGAAUACUACUACUAUGAUUCUCAGCCACAGGUUCAUGGGUCCAGAUCUAAACGCUUCAGUUAUCUUUCCUGCCUUUUAUCCCCUCCUUUCCUUCUCUCUUUUCCUAUCUCCUUUCCUCCUUCCCCAUCUCCUCUCCUCCUUCCUUUUCCUCUCCUCUUGUUUCCUCCUUUCCUUCCCUUAUUUGACACUAUGUAGCUACCAUGAGUAGAGUAGUUGAUCCUGUGGAUAUGAGAGGGUACAGUAUGAGCUGUGUGUGUAAAUGAAAGCAAUAGGCUCCUAUAUCUCGGACUUGAGGGAAACAGCAUGCUAUGAAAGCGAAACCCCAGACUAACCUUCAUGGAUGGAUGGUGUUGUUUUUCUCUACUUCGUUUCAAAUCAAACUGUAAAUUGCUGCUCGGCAUCAGCCAAAUGAAAUCCUCACAAACAGGUCACCUGACAGACAGUGAUGAUGCCAUAUAUGGACUGUUCCCCUGGCCCCUCCCCUUCCUGUCCAGUUGCCAUGGGGAUGUGAAAGUGGCCAAUGAUGGUGUCGACCACUAG
Molecule: messenger RNA, 13990 nt
Organism: Coregonus sp. 'balchen'
Lineage: Eukaryota; Metazoa; Chordata; Actinopteri; Salmoniformes; Salmonidae
Source: the annotation of a GenBank genome assembly